Messenger RNA from Humulus lupulus (European hop), 1098 nucleotides. RefSeq lists its product as uncharacterized. The transcript is spliced from 2 exons. The record is from RefSeq and is a predicted model, not a curated record. Lineage: Eukaryota; Viridiplantae; Streptophyta; Magnoliopsida; Rosales; Cannabaceae. The coding region runs from base 1 to 1098 and encodes 365 amino acids.
AUGGCUGAGCAUGUUAAUGAAGAGGGGGAUGGCCAGCAAGUUACUAAUCCCAUUGUUUUGGCGAAUGACAGAGCCAGAGCAAUACGGGAAUAUGCUGCCCCCAUGUUUAAUGAGCUAAAUCCAGGCAUUGUGAGGCCAGAAAUACAAGCACCUCAAUUCGAGCUCAAGCCAGUGAUGUUUCAAAUGCUCCAAAACGUGGGGCAGUUCAGCGGGAUGCCAACGGAGGAUCCUCAUCUCCACCUCCGUUCAUUCUUGGAGGUGAGCGAUUCCUUUAAGCUUCAAGGAGUGAGUGAAGAAGCAUUAAGGUUGAAGCUAUUUCCAUUCUCGUUAAGAGACCGAGCUAGAUCAUGGCUCAACACUUUGCCUCCUGAUUCCGUCACAAAUUGGAAUGAUCUAGCUGAGAAAUUUCUACGAAAAUAUUUCCCUCCCACCAGAAAUGCAAAAUUCAGAAGUGAAAUUAUGUCUUUCCAGCAGCUUGAAGAUGAAUCUACCAGUGAUGCGUGGGAGAGAUUUAAAGAGCUUUUGUGGAAGUGUCCACACCACGGCAUCCCGCACUGUAUACAGAUGGAGACCUUCUAUAAUGGCCUCAAUGCAGCUUCUAGAAUGGUGUUAGAUGCCUCAGCCAAUGGUGCCAUUCUUUCCAAAGCUUCUACAAGUAGAAAGGUGGCGGGAGUACUUGAAGUAGAUGCCUUAACGGCUUUAACAGCUCAAAUGGCCUCAAUGACCAACAUUUUAAAGAAUCUGAGUUUGGGAGGAAACAUUCAGCCAGCUGCUGCCAUUCAAAGUGGAGACGUCUCAUGUGUUUAUUGUGGAGAUAGGCACACGUUUGAGAAUUGUCCUUCAAAUCCAGCUGUGGUUUGUUAUGUGAGUAACCAGAAUUUCAACCGCAACAACAACCCAUACUCAAAUUCUUAUAACCCAGGGUGGAGGCAGCAUCCGAAUCUAUCAUGGGGGGGGGGGGGGGGGGUCAAGGAGCAAGUUCAAGUGGAGCGCCAGCACAAGGGAAACAGUCAGUUCCGCCAGGUUUUUCUCAACAGCCAAGGGCUCAACAACCUCACCAAUUUCAAGGCUCUUAAUCUAGUUCUUUGGAGAGUUUAA